Thlaspi arvense is the source of this 912-nucleotide messenger RNA. The record is from the annotation of a GenBank genome assembly. NCBI's taxonomy places the organism in Eukaryota, Viridiplantae, Streptophyta, Magnoliopsida, Brassicales, Brassicaceae.
GCAGAGAGAUAUAAAGCUGCUAACCAGAGAGCAGUGCAAAUGCUGGAGAAGUGUGGAACAACCCAAGUUGAAGUAGAUGCCAGUGGAACACUAACAUAUCCUAUAGAUAAAGGUGAUGCAGGAGAUCAAGCUGACAAGAAGCUUAAGCCUUUGAGUGUUGAUGAAGAACGGUUCAUGAGAGCAUUUUAUGAGGCAAAGGUCCAAGAAGUGUGUAGUGCCUUUGAAUUUCCUCAUAAGAUUCAGGCAACCGCCCUUCAAUACUUUAAAAGAUUUUAUCUGCAAUGGUCUGUUAUGCAACAUCAUCCAAAAGAAAUAAUGUUAACCUGCGUGUAUGCAGCAUGUAAAAUAGAGGAGAAUCAUGUAUCUGCUGAGGAAAUAGGGAAGGGGAUUAAACAAGAUCACCACAGUUUGGAAUUUGAUCUGAUUGUUUAUGCACCGUAUCGUGCAAUCGAAGGCUUUGUCAGAAACAUGGAGGAAUUUCUCCAAGCUAGAGAUGAUGAAAUCCAAAAGCUGGAGAAUUUGCUCAAAGCGGCGACAGCAGAAGCCGAUAAAGCUAUGCUCACAGAUGCUCCUCUCCUCUUUCCUCCUGGCCAGUUGGCGUUGGCUGCUUUGCGUAUUGCAAAUGGGAUUCUUAGAGUGGUUGACUUUGAUAGGUACCUAGAGAACAUUGUUUCUCAACCCAACUCUGAGCAUACGACUUCAGAGCUCACUAAAUUACUUGAUGACAUCGAAUUUUUGGUAAAAAACUACAAGUACCCAAGUGAAAAGGACAUGAAGCAUAUCAACCGGAAGCUAAAGUCUUGUCUAGGACAUAGUUCUUCACAUGACGAGAGUAAGAAAAGGGAGAAGAGAUCGAAGCACAAGUCACAUAGGAGCUCCAAUGAUACACCAAAAGGGGCACCGAUGGGUUGA